Molecule: messenger RNA, 1521 nt
Organism: Penicillium atrosanguineum
Lineage: Eukaryota; Fungi; Ascomycota; Eurotiomycetes; Eurotiales; Aspergillaceae
Product: arylsulfotransferase family protein
Exons: 2
Coding region: 1-1521 (506 amino acids)
Source: RefSeq, a predicted model, not a curated record
AUGGGCCACUCUAUCAGCAGUUGCGUUCGUCAGACGCUUGCUUUGAUGGCAAUCUUGAUCAACGUGGCCGCUGCCGAUGCAUUAUGGCCCCUACAAACCUACAAGAGUUCCUCAAUCCAAACACCAUACAUGAACGUCACAAAGAUGGGCCAAACAGAGCCCGGAUAUCUAUUCCUCACCCCAGAAGAUAUAUCCCGAGGAACCGGGCACCCAGCUAUCUACUCAGAUGACGGCCAAUUAGUAUGGCAAGGCGCCAGUGGAAAUUAUUCCGCACUCCAGCCCCAGAUACUAAACGGCGAACCGGUCAUCGCAUACUGGUCCGGAUAUACUGGCGAAGGAUUUGGGUUCGGCCAUAUCAGUAUUUUGAACAGUUCAUACGACGAGAUCCACCGCGUCACACUUUCCUGCCAAGAGCAGAACUUCGUCACAGUGUUUGAUACAAUGGCAUUCGACUCUUGUAUCGAUAUUCACGAAAGCCAAAUCACUGCAAAUGGCACAAUUCUCGUUACUGCGGUCAAUGUUACUCAGGCCGACUUGAGCUCGAUUGGUGGACCGAAAGAUGGCUGGAUCCAGGAUGGUCUUAUCUAUGAGAUUGACAUCCUAACGAACGAGAUUCUUUUCCGAUGGAGUGCUCAUAACCAUCCCGCUCAGGUCCCCUUGGCUGAUGUUCGGGCUCCACUCCAGGGCUCAGGGGGCUCGGGUGUUAAUUCCACUUAUCCUUAUGGAUAUCCCCAUCUGAAUGCUAUCUACAAGUAUGGCGAUGACUAUCUGGUGUCGUCACGGUAUAUGUGCAGUGUAUUCUUCAUUGCUCACAAUGGAACGGUCAUCUGGCAUCUACAUGGCCGGACCGGUGGUGAUUUCACAUUGGGUCUCGGAACAAGUUUCUGUUACCAGCAUGACGUUCGCUUUGAAUUUCAAAGUCCCGAGCGUGUAACACUGAGUAUGCACAAUAACGACAACACUGAGUUCACGGGUCACACAUCACUGACCACUGGCCUUGUUCUUGACGUUGAGCUGCAAGGCUCGAAAGAGGUCACUCUGGUUAGUCGACUGUGGGAUGCCGAUGAGCCCGUAUAUGCCGAGUCUCAAGGUAGCUACCAGAGUCUUGGAAACGGACACGUCUUGCAAGACCAUGGUGCGACGCCAAAGAUCGAGGAGUAUGACGAGAAUGGCACAAUCGUGAUGCGCGCCCGUUUCGGGUAUGACAACACCAUGCAGACUUAUCGUACAUACCGUUACUCCUGGGUUGGGCGCCCAUCUACGAAGCCUGAUGUCGUUGCCUGUCCGACGAGCAAGGGUGGACAGACGGCUGUCUAUGUGAGCUGGAAUGGAGCCACGGAUGUGCAGUCUUGGAAGGUAUACUCGGGGUCCGAGAUCAAGCAAACUGUUCCGCGGAAUGGGUUUGAGACUACUGUCUUGGUUGCUGGACUUUCGGAUGGCGAUUCAGUGGCCGUAGAGGCCGUGGGUGGUGUGGGUGAUGGAAUCAGAUCCGAGUCGGUUACUGUUGGCCAGGGUUGCUGA